Molecule: messenger RNA, 2189 nt
Organism: Stegastes partitus (bicolor damselfish)
Lineage: Eukaryota; Metazoa; Chordata; Actinopteri; Pomacentridae
Product: glycerol-3-phosphate acyltransferase 4
Exons: 13
Coding region: 723-2096 (457 amino acids)
Biological process (GO): triglyceride biosynthetic process
Cellular component (GO): endoplasmic reticulum
Molecular function (GO): glycerol-3-phosphate O-acyltransferase activity
Source: RefSeq, a predicted model, not a curated record
UAGGCUCGCCCUUAAUUGCUCGUGUGUCUUGAGAAGGCUGCUAAAUUGUCACAGAGAGCUUCAGCUAAAUGCGAGGUGUUGGUGAGCCAAGCUAAUCCAGAGAGGUGGUACCGGGGAUGGAGGCUCUCGUUAGCCGUCCUGCUGCAUCAUCACAGGGCAGGAGGAUGGAGGGCCUCUCGCUAACGCGGUUAUCUCUGCACCGCGGCUGAUAACAGUAGAAUUUGAAGUUAUCUUCCCCUCCACAGAAAAGAAACACACACGACUGGUGACACUGAGCCGCAGAGCCCCCGGAUCUCCACCACACAAGAGAACCACCUGCUGUGCUCCGUUGUUUUGGUUUCAUUGUUUACAUCUCUUUCACCAGCGGGAAGCUCCUCUCUAAUAGCAAGAAGGACAUCUGCAGCAAGGACAGACCAUUACUUCAGUCCCACCUUUUUCCUGGAAGUGAAUUCAGCUCGUAUUCAGAAACUUAUUCAUGGUGAAACUCGUGAAAUUCAUGGAUAUUGCCCAAAAGGGCAGCUUCAGAAUGGUCCCUUGUAUUUAUAUUGAUUCUCUGUUCAUUGUGAGGAGAAGCUCCAUCCCCUAGUUAUCUUGAUGAAGGCCUCUUUGUGACAAAAGCUAAGGGCCACUUGGGGCCAGGAGGUGGAGACCAGAACCUCCUCUGACAUCUGCUCAGCCCUGUGAUUUCAACAGUUUCAUUUGAUCGCCCCGCUGACUUCAAGAUGGAGCUCUUCUUCAACCCUUUUGAUAACUUGGUGUGUAUCCUGCUGGGCAUCUCCUUCACCGUGUGGUUCACCCUGCUGCUGGUCUUCAUCAUCGUGCCUGCCAUCUUCGGGGUGUCCUUUGGCAUCCGCCGUCUUUACAUGAAAACGUUGUUAAAGCUCUUUGAGUGGGCCACACUUAGGAUAGAGAGAGGAGCGAAGGAAAAGAAUCACCUCCUGUAUAAACCCUACUCAAAUGCUAUCAUUGCCAAGGAGCCCACCUCUUUGGAGGAGGAAAUCAAGGAGAUCCGGCGAAGUGGCAGCAACAAAGAUCUGGACUCAGCCCCUGAGUUUGAGAUGUCUGACAUCUUCUAUUUUGCUCGACGAGGAGUGGAAAGCAUCAUGGAUGAUGAGGUGACAAAGCGGUUCUCUGCUGAGGAGUUGGAGUCCUGGAAUCUACUGACCCGCAGCAACAACAACUUCCACUAUAUCAGCCUGAGGCUAACGGUCCUAUGGGGGCUGGGCCUGCUGAUCCGCUAUGGUUUCCUGCUCCCUCUCAGGGUAACUCUUGCCUUCACUGGUGUAGGCCUCCUUGUGUUCCUCACCUCUGUGGUUGGGCUGCUGCCAAAUGGAAGGAUGAAAAAUUUUCUGAGUGAGAAAGUCCAUUUGAUGUGCUACAGAAUAUGCGUCCGAGCUCUAACUGCCAUUAUAACCUACCAUGACAGUGAGAAUAAACCCAAGAAUGGAGGCAUCUGUGUUGCUAACCACACUUCACCAAUCGAUGUCAUCAUCCUGGCCAGCGACGGCUGCUAUGCUAUGGUUGGCCAAAUUCACGGUGGCCUGAUGGGGGUCAUUCAGAGAUCCAUGGUCAAAGCAUGCCCACACGUUUGGUUUGAACGCUCAGAAGUAAAAGACAGACAUCUAGUGGCCAAAAGAUUAAGCGACCAUGUAGAGGAUAAAUCUAAACUGCCCAUUCUCAUCUUCCCAGAAGGUACCUGCAUUAACAACACAUCAGUUAUGAUGUUUAAGAAAGGCAGUUUUGAGAUUGGAGCCACAGUCUACCCUGUAGCCAUUAAGUAUGAUCCCCGAUUUGGAGACGCUUUUUGGAACAGCAGCAAGUUUGGAAUGGUCAACUACCUUCUACGUAUGAUGAGCAGCUGGGCCAUCGUCUGCAGUGUGUGGUACCUUCCUCCCAUGUCCAGAGAGGAGGGAGAGGACGCUGUGCAGUUCGCCAAUCGUGUAAAGGCCGCUAUAGCCAGGCAAGGUGGACUGGUUGACCUCCUGUGGGAUGGAGGAUUGAAGAGGGGAAAGGUAAAAGAUACCUUUAAAGAAGAGCAACAGAAACUGUACAGUAAAAUGCUGGUGGGCACCCAAGAGGACCGCAGCCGCUCCUGAAGGACCUUAAUGAAAUUGGAUUGGUUCACAGACCCUGCUGGGCUCCUCUGACUGAACAGGCAGCAGUGGUCUCUCUCUCUCUCUAUUGGAGCA